UCAAUAAAUCUCGUUUACCUGUGAGUCUCAUUCAAGCCAGAGUAGUAUGCGUAGAGUUGCAGUCUCAAUAUAGAGUUAUUCUAAACUGCGUAUAGAGAAGAUAAUAGUUGUAAAAUAAAUAGUAUUUUUCUGUUUUUUCAGUUUACAGAAGGUGUCAUCUUAGAACAGGUGUUGGAUCCUCUUUUUUGUACGAGGGAAUGCCACUUUUGAAGAGAGAUUUGCUGCCUGUGGUUUCUUCAUAGGAAACUGCUUUAUUCUCAGACAGAGGGUCAUUGGUCUGUUGAGCCUAGUUUUGUUGACAUUGCCUGGUGCUGGCUUGCAGGGUUGCAGAUACUACACUCCUCUUCAGCCAGCAUUUUACUCAUUUCCAUUCCAUGAAAUGAUGACUGCAGCACCAAACAUGGAGAUGAUGAACGAACAGGAAGCUCUCCAGGGAGUUUUGGAUCCAGAUAUUGUUCAGGAACCUGUUCAAGUAGCUGUUAAAGGAAGGAAAAGAAAAAAUAAAGCUUCUGAACCUAAAAAACCUGCUGCUAAGUCCGCCAAAUCAAAAGGCAAACAAGAGAAAAUCACAGAUACUUUCAAAGUCAAAAGAAAAGUGGAUCGUUUUAAUGGUGUAUCUGAAGCUGAACUGUUGACCAAAACUCUUCCUGAUAUACUGACCUUCAAUUUGGACAUUGUAAUUAUUGGUAUAAACCCAGGUUUAAUGGCAGCCUACAAAGGUCAUCAUUAUCCAGGACCUGGAAACCACUUCUGGAAGUGCCUUUUUCUGUCUGGACUAAGUGAAGAACAGUUGAAUCAUAUGGAUGACCAUACUUUGCCACAUAAAUAUGGGAUUGGAUUUACAAACAUGGUGGAAAGGACAACACCAGGUAGCAAAGACCUUUCCAGCAAAGAGUUUCGGGAAGGAGGACGUAUUCUGGUGCAGAAAUUGCAGAAGUAUCAACCUAAAAUAGCAGUUUUUAAUGGAAAAUGUAUUUAUGACAUUUUUAGCAAAGAGGUUUUUGGAGUAAAGGUUAAGAAGUUGGAAUUUGGACUACAGCCAAAUAAGGUCCCUGACACGGAAACGCUUUGCUAUGUUAUGCCCUCAUCCAGUGCAAGAUGUGCUCAAUUUCCUCGUGCACAAGAUAAAGUUCAUUACUACAUAAAGCUCAAAGAACUGAGGGAUCAGCUGAAAGGCAUUGCAUUAAACACAGAGGUUCAGGAAGUGCGGUACACCUUUGACUUGCAACUUGCACAAGAGGAGGCUAAGAAGAUGGCUGUGAAAGAAGAAAAAUAUGAUCCAGGUUAUGAAGCCGCUUAUGGAGGUGCUUAUGGUGAGAAAAUGGUCAUGGAGAGUGAACAAUGUAACUUCCUUUCAAAUGGAAUAGCAUCAACCAAUACAGAGUACAGCAGUGGCUCAUCCUUUGGAGAUGUACCCAAUGGACAGUGGAUGACACAGUCUUUCACAGACCAAAUUCCAGAGUUCAGCAACUCAAGACCACAAGAGGAAGAAGGAAGCAAUGCUUAAAUCCUGCCUUUUAAGUCAAGCCAAGGUGCUGCAGAGGUUUUUUAAUUAAGCAGUUGUCAAGAAUGGUACCUCAGUUCCCCAACUGAAGCAUUUUUAAUAGUGUUUUAUCUCUUAAUUUUCUUAUAACCCUUUCUCUUUGUAGACUUAAAACCUAUGAAUUAGGUCACCUUAAGAAAAUCUUCAAGUUUUUAAAGAGAAAAGAUAUCCUUUUUUGUAUGAAGCUUUUGUAUUUUAAAUUGUUCCAUGGUUGCAAUUUUAGCAAACUGCUUUCUCAUUUGUGAUGACCCAUCUCUUGGUUUUAAACUAGUAUUUUGUAGUGUAAUCUGUAAACUAUCCUGUCAUGCAUUGGGAUAUUUUAUGUGUUUUAGUAUAUCUGAAGAGAGGGAAAGCCCUUGUAGAUUUAAUGUUGGUACUGGACACUGGCAUAGCAAAUUGUUGUCCAACAAAUCUGUUACACAGUAGUAUAUAUUCAAGCCUACCUAUGGUAAGAGACCCUUACAGCAGAAGUUUUUUUUUUUUCUUCUAAGAAAGGAAUCAAAUCCUUAACCCAGUUCCAGUUCAUGCAUGUGUGGACAUUAAUUACUGGCACUUCAGUGUGUGAAUCACCUCCAUUGAAAAGCACUAGUGUUGAGCCAAGUGAUCUCAGGUUCAUCCUCUAGUUCGAAAAUAAUUAUUUUGCAGGAGCCAAGCUUUUCUAUUUUGAGCUGCUUGCUAGUGCUUCAGCUGCCGUUUUUCUUUUCCCUCUCUAUCCUUUGUGAUCCCAGUCAAUCAGGAAUUAUGUUGGAUGUAGUAACAUUAUAGAGCUGUAUAACUAUUUUGAUUUAACUAUAUGCUGACAUCAUUAAGAGCAAGUGACGCCCAUGUAGAACAAGGCUACGAGCCAGUGGGGGGUUCCAGAACAGUACUUUCACAAUGAUCCUUGCAAAAUCAGUGAUCCAGGCAGGCCACUCCAGUUCUGAGAAAAUACACUGUAGUUCGUUCUCCACGUUUUGGCUUAGCCCUAAAAAGCGUUCUUUGUGAGGAAAAUUGAAGUGCUGCCUCCGGUGUAUUAUCUGUGAUGGCUUCUUUUUGAUGCUGCGGUUAUCACAUGAUAAACACAAAUGUAUGAGCCGCUCCUUAGUGAAAUAGUUUGUGAAAUAUGAGUGCAGUGGGGAGUGUGUCCAGAGAAUGGUAUGGGGAAGGAGUGUACGUGUUAUCUCAGGAACAUGUGGGAGCCCCUGCAACAAACAUUUUGCUUAUUCCUUUCUGCGUGCUGUCUGCAUGUUCAGCGAUGGAGGUGUGUGUGAUUCGUAUGCUAGUUCUAGGAAUGGAUGGAUUUCUGGCUAGAAUAGAGAGCCAUCUUGAGAAGGAAGCAGAAAAAUCUGUAUAAGCCUCUUAAAUAUACAUAUGCCACCAAAAUGUGGUUCAGGGAAUUGAAAAAAGAAUCAGGGAGAUGGAUUGCAUUUCAGUUCUAUUCCAGAAUUUAGUAUUUUUCCUUUCUAGGAAAUGUUGCUUUCCACAUCUCACUGGCCAAAAUAUUUAGUAGCGAUUUCAAGAUAUUCAAAUGCUAGGAAGCUACAAGCAAAUGCACCAGACUGCACAUUGUUAACCCUUUAUGAAACACUUCCAUAAGGCUUUGGGUGCAACUUACCUGCACAGGAUUUUAAUAGGGAUUAUCUUGUCUUUCUUCUUCCUCACCUCUCUGUGGGCAGUGCAGUGCUGCAGAAAUAGCAAAUCUGUGUGGACCCUUAAUAUGCUUUAUCAGUCCCUAAUUUUUGCCUUGUAAGGCUUGGAGAGGAAAAGUCCAGUGUUAGGGAAACUCUACCUCUUGCAUGUAGAAAUGGAGGAAGGCAGAAACAGGCUGCAUGCAGGUAUUGAACCCACAACAUAAAUAGAACAUGCUGGUGGCUUAUAAAGUUAAAUUCAUGACAAAACUGGUUGUCUUGCUUAAUAAUUUGCUUUCUUCUGUUCUCCUGUAGCUCCCUUUUCAUCACAAUGGGAGGAACUAAUUUAAAAGUAAAAGCAGUAAGAGGAUUAAACAGAUGUUUUGAUAAUCUGUUGAUUUAGGUGUUUUGGAUACUUGAAUUAUGCACAAGAACUGUCUCUCCAUAUUGUAUACAUAGUUUAGAUCAAUAUUUAACUACACCACAGACAGCUGAAUUUAUUUAAAACAUUUUGUAUGUAUUGGUGUUCAGAAUGAUGGGUUUAAUGGAUCACUUUAAAGUAAAUCCUUGGCCUGCUGAGCAACUUUGGAACUUUUCUGGAGUCCUUUUGAGUUGCUGCUGAAUAAGAUAUAAGCAUAUAUAAGGGUUCCCUCCAAAAUCAGGUGCUUGAAUCUUCCAACACAAUGACUUUUUUUAACAAAAAUAAAUGUAUGUUCUAGUUCUGAUCAUGUUAGUAUCUUGGAAACUGUUCAUUGUGGUCAACAAUCUAUAAGAUUUGCUUGUAAUAUAAUCCUAUCCCUAUUUACUCAGAAGCAAGCCCUUUAUUUACAAUGGGGUUCACUUCCUAGUAGGUGUGUUUAGGAUUACAGCCUCAGUUUAUUUUUUAUGUAUUGCUGUUUACAUGGACACUUUCUUGCAAGUGCUUGAAGUGCCUUGCAUCAGGGAUCUGGAACAAUUUUUAUUUUUAACAAAACUCUAUUACCGCAGGUGAUGGAUGGCUUAGUAGGAACUAUUAAACAUGAAAAGGAAACAUCUUCCUUUGAACAAAACAUCCAUUAGAUUACUUAGAAAUAAAAUGUACAACAGCAGGUUAAUGAAAUGUGAAUGCAUGUCUGUCCUCAAACAUGGUGCUUUAAAAUUUAACACUUCUGAUCUGCCAGUUUCUUGCAAAAAAAAAAAAAGGAAUUGUUGCAGUAUCUUCUGGUGCUUAACUGUGGCAUUGUUUAGAAGUCUUAAUGCUGAAUUGCUUUGUGUUGAAAAGAAGCAGUGAUAAAUUAUUUGAAAUGAAUAAAAGUAUUGAUGUUUAA
This is a messenger RNA of Varanus komodoensis (Komodo dragon), 4457 nucleotides long. RefSeq names its product thymine DNA glycosylase (gene TDG). The transcript has 10 exons. Bases 380 to 1507 code for a protein of 375 amino acids. The record is from RefSeq and is a predicted model, not a curated record. Gene Ontology annotation, molecular function: mismatch base pair DNA N-glycosylase activity. Gene Ontology annotation, biological process: base-excision repair, AP site formation. Gene Ontology annotation, cellular component: nucleus. Lineage: Eukaryota; Metazoa; Chordata; Lepidosauria; Squamata; Varanidae.